ACCUCCCUUGAAAGAUUAGCAUGCUGGGAAACUAAUAAUACAAACAAUUUUGUUUUUUGCUCACUUAAUAAUACUUCAAAUAAAUAUAUUAUAAUGUCGAAACGAAAAAAGUCAGCCCCGCUCAUUGACUCAGACAGUGAUGCAAGCGGUAGUGGCUCUAACCUUGACGAAGAGCUGAAGGCCCUUGCCACCAAAAGAGUACGCAAAUCAUCUGACUCCCAGGCAAGGACAGCAAGCCAGUCAAGUGGGGGGAGUGACUCUGAGUCUUCCUCCGGUAGUGAUGGCGAUUGGAGGAUGGAUGGGAAGAAAAGCAAGAAGAAGAAGAAGGUGAAGAAGGUUGCGGCCAGGAAGUCGAUGGUUCACUCCUCAUCUGAGAGUGAGAGUGAUGGAGAGAUCAAGUCAGAGCCGGAGGAAGGCGAGGUGUCUGAUUCUGGUGAUAACUCGGGGGAAGAGCAGUUUAAUGACGGCUACGACGAGAAUCUGAUCGGGGAUGAGGAGGACAAACAGCGGCUCGAAGACAUGACAGAGAAGGAGAGAGAGACAGAGCUCUUCAACCGCAUGGAACGCAGAAAUCUUCUCAAAACCAGGUUUGAAAUUGAGAAGAAGCUAAAGCAUGCUAAGAAAUUGGAGCAGAAGAAGCGAAAGGAGCGAGGGAGCAUGACGGGUGCGGAGGGAAGCAGCCAGAAGGGCGUGGUUGGCAUAGUGGCCAGUAAGCGGAGUCAGGAACGCAGGAAAGACCUCGAGUCCAAGAAGGACAGCAAGAAAUUGACAGCAAUGCAGGAACUCAAGGCUCGCAGGGAGGAAAAGAAAGUCAGAGCUGAGGAACAAAAAGCACAAGAAGAAGAGAAAAAGAAGCCACUCCGAGCUAGCGACAUCUAUUCUGAUGAGUCAGAUGAGGAUGAUGUGGAGGACAAGGCUGGUAGCCGGAGGGAAGAUGCUGGGGACCGAAAAGACGAAUCAGACUCAGAUGGCAGCUCCAGUUCCUCCAGUAGUCGCUCGUCUUACAGAUCUGAGAGCUCAGACAAUGAGUCUCGAAGUCGACCUAGGAAAAAGUAUGUUCCUGUGUCUGCCAAAGAAGAAUUGUCAAAGAUCAGAUUAUCUCGACACAAACUAGAAAAAUGGUGUCACAUGCCCUUCUUCAAGCAGACUGUUUGUGGGUGUUUUGUACGGAUAGGUAUCGGCAACCAUGAGAGCAGGCCUGUCUAUAGGGUUGCAGAAAUUAUUGAUGUACUAGAGACCUACAAAGUAUAUCAGCUAGGCUCUUCUAGAACAAAUAAAGGGUUAAAAUUAAGACAUGGGAACUCUGAGCGUGUGUACCGGCUGGAGUUUGUGUCAAACCAGGACUUCACAGAGACUGAGUUCUUCAAGUGGAAGGAGGCAGUGAUGUUGGCAGGGGAGCAGGUGCCCUCGAUGGAAGACGUUCAGCGUAAACUCAAGGACAUUCAGUCUGCCCACCAGUACAAGUACAACGACGAUGACAUUGAGAAGAUUGUUGCAGAAAAAAAGAAGUUCAAAAAGAAUCCUCAUAAUUAUGCAGUGAAGAAGACAGACUUGUUGAAAUUUAGAGAGCAGGCUGAGUUGACCGGUAACAUUGAGCAACAGAUGCAGUAUCAGCAGGAACUAGAUGAGUUGGAAGAACGGGCCGAGGACCUUGAUAAAAUACGCUCUUCCAAAAUUUCCUCCAUCAGCUACAUCAACCAGCGUAACCGUCUACAGAACCAGGUAGAGAAGGAGGAGGCCAAUAAGGCUGAGUUUGAGGAGAUGAAAGGAGCUGCAGCUGACCCCUUCACUCGACGACACAGCAGGACCCUCCUCAACAAGGCACGAGAUCAAGCGCCGGUGGUUGCCCAAGCCAAUGCUGCCCUCGAAGAGGUGAAGAAAAAAGAAGUUGAAGAGGAAAGAAAAAGACAAGUCGAACAAAAUAUUGGACAGAGUCUGGAAAGGCUUAGAGCAGAUAGAAAUACAAGUGAUAUAAAGACUUUCACAAGUCCGAGAACAUUAGAGAAGAAAAUGUCAGAGGAUCCGUUUGCAGAUCACGACUUCGAAAUCAAGAUUGAUAUGGACUUCUCAACAACAAAUACAGCAGUGGUUGUUCAAAAUCGGCCAACGCCCACACUGAAGCAGGGGGCCCCUCGCAGAUCUCUAAACCUGGAUGAGUAUAAGAAGAUGAAGGGCCUCAUUUAAGAAAUUCAAGAGAGAAGGGUGUGGUUUUUAUAGUGACAUCAGCUGCAGGGUGUGGUUUAUACUGAUAUAUUGAAACCAGCUAGGUUGCAUGGUUUUGUGUAUUGUGACAUAGGAACCUCAGAGGCUACAGAGUUUGCUAUGUAUUGACAUAGAGACCACAUAAGCUGCAUGGUUUGUUUAUUUGGACAUGGGGACAGCCUUGGUUGCUGUCUGUUUAUGGUUUAUGUUGACAUGCUUGGAAUCUGAGUCACCUAGCAACAGGGUGUAUUUAUUGUGACUACACCUGGACCGAACACUGAUACCUGACAGUCCUGGUCCCCUUGUGAAUGGAAUAUACUGCUGGGUACUGACCUUGCUGUCUUGUAAAUAUGCUGGUCUCAUGAAAGCAGAAUAGAGUAAUGGCCAGCUGUCAUGAACAAAUAACAAAUAACACUUCACCAAAUGGCAUGCUAGAGUGAGUGUGCUGAAGCCAUACUUAAACUUGUGGUUAGCACUCCUGAAUUUCAUAUGUGUUUAUUCAUAUGAACAAACUAGUGCUUUUCAGUGUAUGGCAUUAAUUUCAGUGACAAACAUUGCUGAUUUUGUUCACUAGUGCUGUGCAAGAUAGUGAGCAUAGAUAUACAUUUUAGUUACUUCUUGUGUACUUUUAUUUAUGUAUUGUGUGAGCUGUUGUAAGUCAAUGGAAUAAAGAAACUCCUAAGGAAAGAAGUAAGUAGUUUUUCUAAAUUGAAGAUCAGAAUUAUUUGUGUAAUGAAUGAUCAAAUUUUGGGAUUUUGUUUUAUUAAAUAUUCCAGUAUACAUUAACUAUUUGCAGAAAAAACCUACAAAUACAAAUAUUGUAUUCAAUUAUAUAGUGUAUUACGGUGGCAAUUCAUGCAAAAUAGUAUUUUGUGUGUCAAAGCAGUGUUCAUGUGUUCUGGUGAAUUUGGGCCUCCAAUUUAGGCCCAACUCCUAAUGCUUAAACAUACAUAAUUUUUCCAAAACAAUGAGUUGAAAAUACCUUUUCGCAAAAAUUGAACACCGGAAAAAAAUUGUAUGUGAAAGAGUUGAUGUUUCCUUUUAAGUACAAAACCUUAAUGCAGUUAAAUUAUAUUAAUGGUAAUUCCCAAAUUUAGUCAAAACAAUGCAUCAAUAUAUUUUUCCCAGACAGAAAGGCACUGACCCCUUUUACAAAAUGGUGUAAUAAAAAAACUGCAAAUAGAACUCGUACUGGAUAGUUGGAACAUUCAAUGUUAGAAGUUUGCCUUUAAGGUGAAAUUACCUCAAAAUGCCAGCUUUGUAUUUGUUUUAUGUAAAUGUUAAUUAUAUACAUUUAACAUUGUACAGGCAAAUAAUUACUUCUGGUUUGUGACUAUCUUUGUUUCAUAGACGAUGAAGAUACGAAAAGCUUUGUCAUUUAUGAUUUUAAACUCUCGUACAAAUAUUUCAAUGACAACCAACCAUGGUUUGUACAUAAUGUGUGAUUUGAUUUGUAAGUUAAGCAUACAUUUACAUGGAAUAAAUUGUAAUAAGAUAA
Molecule: messenger RNA, 3700 nt
Organism: Mya arenaria
Lineage: Eukaryota; Metazoa; Mollusca; Bivalvia; Myida; Myidae
Product: RNA polymerase-associated protein RTF1 homolog
Exons: 17
Coding region: 94-2184 (696 amino acids)
Cellular component (GO): Cdc73/Paf1 complex
Molecular function (GO): DNA binding; RNA polymerase II C-terminal domain phosphoserine binding
Source: RefSeq, a predicted model, not a curated record